AAAUGCCCUUCGGAUGAUUUUACAACUGCAGUAAACAAACAUGACAACAUGUACUUUUGUACUUUAAUUAACUCGUGCUUUUUAACUCCUAAUUUCCGUUCACUACGCUGCCCGAAAGAAGUCCUUCGACAUUUCUGGGUGUUUCGUUGCAGUGAAUUGCUUUUGUACGGCUGCAAGAGUUGGAUUGUUGUUUGCUCCUGGGAUGUUGAAGAAUGGGUUUGGUGAACUGCUUAGAAAAGGGUUGCAAUGUAGUGGAGAGGGUAAAACUAUGCAUUGUUUGUAUAUGCUGACGAAUAACAUUCACUCCGGACAGUCCCACUGUUCUCCUCCAAGGAGCUUCUUUGGAGUAGAGGAUUACCUGGAUGAUGAUAACAGCCGGCCAUAUACAUACCAGAAGGAGAAGAAAUCAAAGAACCCACAAAAGCACAUAUCGUUUAAGCAACGAACAGUCGCCUAUAUGGAACCAUUUACUUUGGACGUCUUCAUCUCAAAGCGGUUUGUUCAGGCCUCUCUCACUCACAGAGUGACCUGUAAGCAGGUUGCAGUUGCAGGUACGAAUUCCAAGGAUAUAAAAGCUGCUCUCAGGUCUCGAUGUGACAUACCAGCUUGUUUGGCUGUGGGUAGGAUUCUGUCAGACAGGGCUAGAGAAGCAGAUGUUUACACAGCAUCGUAUACCCCAAGAGUUAGGGACAAAUUUGAAGGCAAGAUUAGAGCAGUAGUGCAGUCUCUUAUUGAUAAUGGUAUUGAUGUUAAAGUCUAUCUUGACUGAAUAUAUGCUGCAAUAUCAAGAGUUUAUGGCCUCUUUCUGAGUUAAGCUUUGGAUCAUCUCUUAGUGUGAUUGAUUAGUCUUAACUCUUUGUAUAAUUGUGGGAAAUUGUGAUAAUCCAUUUGCAUUGAUUAAAAAUAGGAAACAUAACUUUCCUAGGGUGGUGUUUGAUGUAUGGUGGAUUGUGGUACUCUCAUUCUCUCAAGUACUUGAGUCCAUUGGGGUUA
Beta vulgaris subsp. vulgaris (sugar beet) is the source of this 993-nucleotide messenger RNA. RefSeq lists its product as uncharacterized. Lineage: Eukaryota; Viridiplantae; Streptophyta; Magnoliopsida; Caryophyllales; Amaranthaceae. The coding region runs from base 203 to 769 and encodes 188 amino acids. Gene Ontology annotation, molecular function: 5S rRNA binding; structural constituent of ribosome. Gene Ontology annotation, biological process: translation. The record is from RefSeq and is a predicted model, not a curated record. The transcript is spliced from 3 exons. Gene Ontology annotation, cellular component: ribosome.